CAGUCAUUACCCCAUGAUAAUCAGCAGCAAGAUCAGUCAAUUUUCCAACAAAGGUCCAACGAGGGGCCUUCAAAACAAGUACUUGAUCAAUCUUUAGGCGCUCAGCAACAAUUCAAUGUUCCUCCAGUGGAGACUCACCAGUCGAAUUUCCUUCAUUCGCAACAAUUAAAUGCACCAUCAGGUCAACAAAUGGUUGGUCAACCAAACGCUGUUCCAAUGCAAGAGUUCAAUGUGCCACCACAGCAAAGUGCUCAGCUGCAGCCACCAGUGAUGUCGCAGCAGCAACAACAGGUUAAUGUACCGCCUGUUCAACCAGUUCCCAGUGCAAAUCAGGCUCAGGCUCAUGUUGUACCACAACAACAGCAGCAGAUUAAUGUACCGCCUGCUCAACCAGUUCCAACUAUGAAUCAGCCUGAGGUUCCACUACAUGACUUAAAUGCUCGGAAGAUGCCUCAGCAAGUUCCCGUGCCGCAGCAACAGCAGCGCCAAUCAGGUACGGUUCCCCAACAACAGCAGCAGGUCAAUGUGCAACCCACUCAGCCAGUCUCAUCUAUCAAUCAGCCCGAGGUUCAACAGAUUCCUCAGCAGGUCCCCGUGGUGCAGCAACAGCAGCAGCGAUCCCCUUCGCAAUCCCCACCAGUCUCUAAUAAACAGGUUCCUCCUGUCAAAUCUCCUCCGGAGCCCUCUCACGUGCACAACGAACUACCCCAUAGGGGUUACGAGCGCCAUGCUCAUGAAUCCUCGCCUCCAAAACCCAAGCAGAUGGAAUUCCAUCCACCAAUUUUUCUCCAUCAGGACUCAGAACUGGAUUUCUAUUCACGCCUACCCUCUCCCCAGAAAUCCGACUCUGAUAUUCUCAAAAAUGUGGAUCUGAUGAGACCUUUUCUCUCCCUCACUGUCAACGUAACACCAGCUGUGAAGGACUGUUACUUCUACGAGGCAGUAACAGGAUUUGAAGUUGAUGUUCAGGUUCUCGGUGGAGAUGGAAUGGACAUUGGUCUUUGUGUUUUUGAUCCCUCCGGUGCUCCAGUUGUUUUAAGGGACCCCGUUGGAGAAGCUAGUGUAUCGAUCACGGUUCUCCCUCAGUAUCAGGGUCGAGCCUACGCUAUCUGUCUGGACAAUCGGAAAGCAAGUUAUGGUCGGAAAAAGGUCUAUCUCGGCAUCGAUUUGCGUAUUAAUUGGGAUAAACCCAGCCCGGCAGAGCAGGAGAUAAUCGAUCAAAUGAAAAGAAACCUAAGGAUCGGAGGAAAUUCUGCUGAACUGCGCAGGGUGUUUGACAAUUUCGAUCGUUUGACGGACUCAUUGGAUCGAAUUGGUGGGUUGCUGCAUCGAACUCAGCGCUUACAACAACGCUCGCGCAACAAUGCCGCUAUGGAUCGGGCUAUGAUGGAGGCGAAUAAAGACAGAGUGACAUCUUGGUCUACCUUCCAGGUAGUCCUUCUCGUCCUUGUCGGCAUCAUUCAAACUCGACUCAUUCGCAGUCUAUUUGAUGAACAGAGCAGCCUCUAUCGCCUCUGGGUGCAUGAUGGGAGUGGCAGAAGUGGUAGCAGCACCAGAUACUGUAAUAUGGCAGCGACUGAGACCGCAACAUCAGGGCCUCCAGCGAGAGAUUUAAACGAUCCAGCUGAGAAGGCAGCCUGGCAGACGGCCAACCAAGCAGCAGAGAAGAUCUCCUCUCUCUACUAUCGGUCUUUUGACAAACAAGGCCGUCUUGACUUGCCCACCUUCUUUGUUGAGUCAGUCACUCUCAUUUGGAAUGGUAACCAAGUUGUGGGUAGGCAGGCUGUAGCUGACUUCCUAUCUACCAAGCUGCCAAAGAGUCAGACUACGGUACACACCAUCUCAGCCCAACCUGUACAAAAAUUGCUGAGUGGUGACAACACUGUUGUCAUGGUAAAUAUUGUUGGGUCGAUGAAAUUUGAAGGGAAUCCUCCAAAGAUGUUCGCCGAAACUUUCUUCCUUAUUAAGGAUGGAAAUCUCUGGCGCAUUCAGUCGACUACGUUUCGAUUCAUUGAGUGA
Molecule: messenger RNA, 2019 nt
Organism: Hydatigera taeniaeformis
Lineage: Eukaryota; Metazoa; Platyhelminthes; Cestoda; Cyclophyllidea; Taeniidae
Source: the annotation of a GenBank genome assembly